AUGCCCAUCACCACCGUGGGCGUUGGAGCGGCAGUCACGCCCACCGUCGUCAAGACCUAUAUUUCUCAUUAUGCCAACCGGAAAUCGCGGCGAGAGAAGCCCACCGCUCACAUCCGUUACGAUGAAGGGCUGCACCUCAUCCGGUCGUUUCUAGAGUAUGCCUCACACCAUACCGUCGAGGACCUGCAGGCCUUUACAGCUCAAUGGGUACCUAGCCCAUCCUGGGUGCGCACGGAGAAUGUCAUUAUUCCAUCUGUGCACAUGACCAAAGCGGCCGAAACGAUCAUUGCACACUUAGGUCCGCAAGGGGUUGAGCAAGUGGGAGGGAAAAACUGGUGGCAGUGGCGGCCCAAGGACAAUGACUUGAAGGCAGAAUGGAUCGAGAUGAGGGCGCACUACAACGAGCAGAAGAAGAAAGGUGACAGGAGCCGACGGAUCAUGCUCUAUAUCCAUGGAGGUGCAUAUUUCUUUGGCAGCGUCGACGAGCACCGGUACCAGAUGCAAAGACAUGCUCGCAAGCUCAAAGCACGGGUCUUCGCUCCCAGGUACAGGCUUGCACCGCAAUUCCCCUUCCCAUGUGCCUUGCAGGACUGUCUGGCUGCAUAUCUGUACCUCCUGAGCAUCCACGACCCAAGUGAAAUUAUCCUCGCCGGUGAUUCAGCAGGUGGAGGCAUGGUCGUGUCCAUCCUGUGCAUGCUCCGAGAUCGAUCCAUGCCACUGCCAGCCGGCGCAAUCCUGAUAUCUCCUUGGGUCGACCUGACCCAUUCCUUCCCCAGCUUGGUGGGGGAUAAUAGCUUCGACUAUAUUCCCGCCCAUGGCUUUAUGCAAAAGCCGUCUCAGUUUUGGCCUCCGCCGACGGAGGACGAAAUGGAAAUCAUUGAAAAGGCCGCCAGGGGCAAUGCAAACUCCAAGGCAUCACAAAAAUCGCGCCCGAUAUCUACUUUUGCCAAGCAGAAACCAUCUCGCGGUUCGGAAGACCAGAGCAAAGAACCUUUCCCGGCUCUAGAAAUGCAAGCUGCGGCUGCGAAGCAGAUUCCUCGACGUCAUCUGACAAUCGAACUUGAAGGGAAACAAGUCACGCUGAAGGAGCAGAUCCAGAUGUACACGACAAAUCAGCUCCUCACACAUCCAUUGGUCUCUCCGGUCUUGCAACCAUCCCUGGGCGGACUCCCUCCGCUUCUGAUUCUCACGGGAGGUGGUGAGGUUCUUCGCGACGAACAAAUUUAUCUAGCACACAAAGCGGCGAACCCUUUGAAAUAUCCCUUGGGUAAAACACAUAGGUCACUGUACGAUCCGAACGAUACUAUGCUCAACAAACACAAGCCCACACCAGUGCAAUUACAAGUAUGGGAAGAUCUCUGCCAUGUUGCACCGACUCUGUCCUUCACCAGACCAGCAAAAUAUAUGUAUAGAUCGAUAGCUCAAUUCGGCGCAUGGGCUUUGGCCAGAGCGCAAAGACGGGCGAUCGAAAUCGUGGAUGAUGACAACAUCUCGAUCAUCUCCUCCGGAGCUUACAGCGAAUCAGAAGGAAUCGAGUCCUCGACGGAUAGCCUGACGAAGCAGAAAUUGGACCUCAACACCGCCACUGGGAGCGUCGGCAGAGCCGGUGAUGCACUUCCAGUCUUUGAGAACAACAUGAUUCGGGAACGCAUUGACCGAUCUGGGAGGUUGUAUCGUCUGGCGGAAGCGUCAGACUUACCCGCGUUGCAGCUGAGUCCGGAUGAAGUGGGGGCCGUCAAACCCGGACCGGUGCAGAAGUGGCUCCAAGCCCGCAAGAUCUGGGACGACAAGUACGCCACCACGAGGAGGAAAAUACAGAAAGAGCGCAUUAGGCUAUUCGCAAGCAACGAAUUACGGCCGGGUGAGAUUGGAGAACAUCCUCCCCCGAGUUCACUCGCUGCGAGAAGAACAGAGAAAGCACCAGCCACCAUGAAACAGCAGAAGAGUUAUGGUCUCGCCAUGUGGAGUGGCUGGGGCAGUAGGCAUGAUGCAGCAACACUCCGACGAGAAGAGGAAGCGGUCGAAAUGGAGAAUGCAGAAGAGAAAGAAGCCCAGCCUGUCGGUCUCGGUGUUCCAGAAUUACCAGCCCCCAUGCGCAAGGGGAAUUCUGAGAUCACCCCGGCCCACGCAGCCCCGCCCCUCACGACGACUCGGCAUCAAAGCGGUUCCCGCCACCGUAGCGCAAGUGGACGCCGGAGGAAGACAUUUGAUUCCAAACCCCAAGCUGGCCGUCGACGAACGGUCACCGUCACGGAUGCCGGUCAAACCGAGGGGAUGGAUUUUGAUCCGCCGCCAAUUCCCGCCAUUGUAGCUGCCGACUCGGAACUACAACAACAACAACAACAAGGGGCCAAAUCCCCAGACCUUGCCUCCUCUUCAACAUCGGCGAUGCCACCACCGACAAUCACGACACAGUCACCCGCCGACUCGGCCGUGGAAUCACCCGAGACCGGCCUGCUCUCAGCAGGAUUCAUCCCCAAAUUCAAGACCGCAUCGCACCUCCGGGAUGAUUCAACCAGCACGGGGCCCGCGUCUGAGGCCGCAAGCAUCAUGACCGGACGCAGUAGAAUUGUCCCAGACGACGCAUCGACUUGUGCGGUCUUCGCCGCUCCAGGGGUCAUUGGCUUGAACGGUCAAGGCCUUGCAGACGGCGCGGACGACAGGUCACUAGCACCAACGACCAGACCAGGCAGCCCGUUGGCCAACGAAACCAGGAGCGUGUUCUCUGACUUCGACAGCCCCCUGCCCGAUAACGUCGAUGGUGGACCCUCGUCGCCGACGACAGCCUCGCGUCACGGCAACGCAGGGAACGAUUCGCCCCGGAGUCAAAGGAGUCUAGAGAGGCUGCAGAGCCACCAGCAAGACGAAGGAAUGGGCCGAAUGCACCCGUUGCGAAGCACGAGCACCACCGCUGUGGUCCGCAUGGAGGGCAUCUCCAGCCUCGUCGAGGGGAGCCCGAGUAAGGAGAGCGAUGGCGCCGCCGAACAGGAUGAUGCCAGCAGUGAUGGCGUGGGCGUUCCCAACGGCAAACUUCCGGAUCAGGGACAGGAACACGGUCCGGAAACCCCCAAAGCAGACGUCCCAGCGAAGCAGCCCCUGGGUUUUGGAGCCGAGGCCCAGACCGAGAAGCAGACUGAGACUGCUGCCGCUACGAUCCCGGCGGAAACGCAGGCAAUUCCAGACCGACCAAAGCUCUAUGGUCGCACAGACACGCAGUUCGAGACCGCGAUGGAGAAGCCGUGA
Molecule: messenger RNA, 3243 nt
Organism: Exophiala aquamarina CBS 119918
Lineage: Eukaryota; Fungi; Ascomycota; Eurotiomycetes; Chaetothyriales; Herpotrichiellaceae
Exons: 2
Coding region: 1-3243 (1080 amino acids)
Molecular function (GO): hydrolase activity
Source: RefSeq, a predicted model, not a curated record